UGUGUUCCUCAUCUGGAUCUUCCUCCCUCGCAGUUGGGGUCCUUCAAGACGCUCCGCACAAGCCAUGGCCGAUUAUAGCAUCGCCAUGGAGGACAUCAUGGGCGCGUACAAUUAUAGCGAGCCGGACGGAGAGUGGAACUACUCCGACUACAUCUGUGUGGACGAACCCGAGGCCGCGGAGCAUUUUGGCAAGUUCCUGGUGCCGGCGGUGCACCUGCUGAUCUUCCUCCUGGGCGGCCUGGGCAACCUGCUGGUGAUGGUGACCCUGUGGCGCUACCGCCGGGCGCGCACCCCCACGGAGGUCUUCCUCUUCCACUUUGCGUUGGCCAACCUGCUGCUGGUGGCCAUGUUCCCCUUCGGGGCGGCCGAGAGCCUGGCCGGCUGGGUCUUCGGCACCGUCCUCUGCAAGGGCCUGAGCGCCGCCACCCGGGUCAGCUUCUACAGCAGCAGCCUGUUACUGGCUGGCAUCAGCGUGGACCGCUACCUGGCCGUGGUGCACGCGCUGCGCACCUUCCAGAGGCCGCGCUCCCUCUCCGUCCACCUGACGUGCCUGGCAGUCUGGCUGCUCUCCGUCUUGCUGGCCAUGCCGGACCUUCUCUUCACCGAGGUCUGGCCCGACAGUGGCAACCUCAGCAUCUGCUACUUCAAGAAGUACGGCGAGCAAGGCGUGCGCUCCUGGCUGGCGACACGCUUCCUCUACCACGUGGUGGGCUUCUUCCUCCCCGCAGCCGUCAUGUGCUUCUGCUACUUGGCCAUCGUCCGGCUGCUCUGCCGCUCCCAGCGCCUGCAGCGGCAGAAGGCCGUCAAGGUGGCCAUCCUAGUCACCUGCGUCUUCCUGCUCUGCUGGACCCCCUUCCAUGUGGUCACCUUCUGGGACACGCUGACCAGGCUGGCGCCCAACUCCUGUGCGCACGAGUACAGCUUGGCCGCGGCGAUUGCGCUGACCGAGCUGCUGGGCUACAGCCACUGCGGCCUCAACCCGUUCCUCUACGCGUUCGUGGGCGAACGCUUCCGACACGAUGCCUGCCGCGUCCUGCACGACUUGGGCUGCCUGAGCCAAGGCGCCUUGCAGAACGUGGUGGGCUCGCGGGGGGUGGAGAGCACCACGGAGACCACCGGAUCCAACAGCCGACAUCAGGCCUCACCUUGCGCCAUGAAUCCUUUGGGCUCCUCUCCUCCUCCAGUGGCCACCGGGCAAUGGCUCCGGGCAGAAGCCCAAGACCCGGACCAGCCUGUGAUGUCUCAGGCACCUUUGGCCCAUGACCCCGCAGCCAUCAUAGAUCAAACUGAAGAGGAUUUGGGCUUUCUUCCAUCUCAGCAAGAUUCCAUCCCUUUCCAGAUGUCUCCUGUUGACAUUUCCGUGCCAGAGCCAAUUAGGGACGCCCUUGAAACAGAGCCUGGUUCUCUGGAAAGUUUGGUGUUUGAUAGAAGGGCUUUUCUCAAAACAGAUCGCUCCCAAAGACAGGUUUUAAGGAGAAGCGCGAGAUUAGUGGAGAGAGACGAUUGUGGCUAAAUCGGUUCUCUUGGGAAGUUUCAGGGAGGCAGGCAUCUGGUGUGAUUUGAAACAGCUCUGUUCUCUGGGAAGAUUUGAGGAGUCAAACACCUGCUUGGGGGGAGCUCUUGAACUUCAAUAAAAGUUCUGCGCUGAGUUUUCCCUAUCGCGAUGUCAACGUGACUAUUGACUAAAGAACAUCGUCUCUUGUUCCUGAACUUCCAAGCGGCCCACCGGCGUGUUUACUCACGAGUAGUCUGGGAGUUGCGUCCCACUCCUUGCCAAGUUUGGACUGCGUUUUCAGAUCCGUCACAAAAUACCUUGCCUAGCCUUGAAUCCUUGUUCUGGACUUUUCUUCAAGAAUCUUCCUGCAAAACCUUGUUCUUUCCCCACUCAAACUUCCAAGGAGUUUGAGUGUGUUUCGGUUAUUUGGAUUAUAGACUUUAGACUCUAAUACUGGACACAUAACUUCAUUUUAUUGGACUAAUUUUGAUCUUUUCUAAAAGGUCAACUGCUUGACUAUAUAUUCUGCUUAUUUUUGUUUAGAACUUUUAUUGCUUUAAUAAAGAUAUUAGAUUGUU
Molecule: messenger RNA, 2073 nt
Organism: Anolis carolinensis (green anole)
Lineage: Eukaryota; Metazoa; Chordata; Lepidosauria; Squamata; Anolidae
Gene: cxcr5
Product: C-X-C motif chemokine receptor 5
Exons: 2
Coding region: 65-1513 (482 amino acids)
Biological process (GO): immune response; B cell activation; cell chemotaxis
Cellular component (GO): membrane; external side of plasma membrane
Molecular function (GO): C-C chemokine binding; C-X-C chemokine receptor activity; C-C chemokine receptor activity
Source: RefSeq, a predicted model, not a curated record